CAAGUUGGUUUCGGUCUUUCUACAUACCGGUGACCACCAUGCCCAAGAUGUCUGCGCCCAUAACAGUGUGUGCUAAACUGCUGUUAUGUCAAAUUAAACAGCCAUGGAAACAGUUAAGGAAACUCUCCCUUUCAGGGAACCCAUCAGUAAAAGAAAUACUUAGUCAGCCUGAGUUAAGAGGCCAAAAAAUAUCUGCAAAGGGAUGGGUGAAGGCGGUUCGGGCAAUGAAGGAGGGAAAGUUUGUUGAUUUAGGUGAUGGAUCUUCCCAGCAAAUCCUUCAAGUAGUUGUAACACCAUGUUGUGAUAAAAGGGAUAUCACAUUUGGAAGUUGUCUAGAAGUGACAGGUCUAUUAGAACAGAGCAAAGGACAAGGGCAGGCAGUCGAACUUGUUGCCGAAUCCAUCUCUCUGGUCGGCCCAUGUGAUGUCUCGGGAGACUAUCCUUUCAAGCCGAGAAAGCGGUAUUCGGCAGAUUACAGUAGACAGCAUCUACACCUGAGACAACGAACUAACUCCUUUGCAGCACUGCUCAGGAUGCGUAAUGUCGCGACACAAGAAAUACAUCGCUUCUACCAGAGUCUAGGCUUUAUUCAAGUGCACACGCCAGUUCUCACAUCAAACGACUGUGAAGGAGCUGGGGAGGUGUUCCACAUCAUGCCAGGCAUUCAAGCGAGCGGACCGAGAAAAAAUACUCCAGAUACGACAGAUAAUUCUACCCCACUGAUGUUCUUCGAUACCCCAGCCUACCUCACUGUGUCUGGACAAUUGCAUCUAGAAGCUGUUGCUAGUGGAAUGUCUAAGGUGUACGCAUUCAACACGGCAUUCAGAGCCGAGAAUUGUCAGAGUCGUCGUCACAUGUCUGAAUUCUACAUGGUCGAGGCAGAGCUGGCAUUUCUCUCCUCCCUGGACGACCUGAUGCAGAAUGUAGAGGACCUGGUGAAGACAACAGUGAAGCGAAUGUUGGAGACUUGUGAGAGUGACCUGACCCUGUUCUUCCAACAUCUAUCACCAAAGGGACACAAAGAACAAGUGCAGAAAAUGCUAUCGUCAGAAUUUAAAAGGAUGACAUACACAGAUGCCAUCGGAAUACUGCGAGGGCAACCGGGACUGAAGAGCAAGGCUGAGUGGGGUGACGACCUGUCUAACGAGCAGGAGCAGUGCUUGGUGAAGCAGGCCGGUGGCUUACCCGUGUUUGUCACCGACUGGCCAGCCUCGGCUAAACCUUUCUACAUGAGACCGAACCCAGAUGGGAAAACGGUAGCCUGCUUUGACCUGCUGGUACCGGAUGUGGGAGAACUGUGCGGUGGCAGUCUACGUGAGGAUGAUCUUGACCGGCUAGAAGCCAAGGUCGCGAAGCUGGGUCAAGCAGAUGCUCUCUCCUGGUAUGUCGACCUUCGCCGCUACGGAGCGACCCCUACUGGUGGCUACGGGCUUGGAUUUGAGCGCCACCUACAGUGGAUUUUGGGCAUCAACAAUAUCAAGGACACAAUCCCUUUUCCUCGCUGGACCCACCACUGUCGCAUGUAGUGAACAUUUCUCUCUCCAAUAUCAAAUCUUAGAGAGAUAAUACAAUAGGCAAUUCACUAUAUAUAUAGUAAUACUAUAUAGUAGGCAAUUUCUGCUAACGAUUUGGCUGUUAAUGAAACACGCUCUGCCAUGUUGUUCUACUGUCAUGAAUUAUUGUAUUAUUAAACAUGUACAAAUAAACUAGAUCUACAUAUA
This is a messenger RNA of Priapulus caudatus, 1721 nucleotides long. Its product is annotated as probable asparagine--tRNA ligase, mitochondrial. Bases 39 to 1526 code for a protein of 495 amino acids. Gene Ontology annotation, cellular component: mitochondrion. The transcript has 13 exons. Gene Ontology annotation, molecular function: asparagine-tRNA ligase activity; nucleic acid binding; ATP binding. The record is from RefSeq and is a predicted model, not a curated record. Gene Ontology annotation, biological process: asparaginyl-tRNA aminoacylation. NCBI's taxonomy places the organism in Eukaryota, Metazoa, Priapulida, Priapulimorpha, Priapulimorphida, Priapulidae.